AAACAUUAUUACUCUGUUUAAGAAGACAAUUAUCAUGAAUCAUCUGUUGAGAAGUAGGCUGCCAGAAACUUGAUUUGUUAAUUAUUAAUCACAAUUUUGAUGACAACUUAACCAUCUCCUACUCUUCACAUUCAUUCUUUUGGUGUCUCUUAACAUAUAAUAAUUCACCAUAAUCUCCUUACUUAAACCCAUAAACUCUUCACAAAGUCUCAGUUGAAAUUUGAUAACAAUGGCUGGAGGUGCAGCUUUGACUCCAACCUCUGUAGGAUCUAAGUCAGUACUCCCAUUGAGGAACCAUGAAGCAGUAGCAGAGAGAGGCAACAACAACAACAACAUGAAAACAUUACCCAAAGCGGUCCAACCAGUUUCAUCAAUCGAAGGAGAGAUGGCUAAGAGGCCAAGAGGUAGACCAGCUGGCUCCAAGAACAAACCCAAACCACCAAUCAUUGUGACUCACGACAGUCCCAAUUCUCUCAGAGCUCAUGCCGUUGAGAUCAGCUCGGGUAAUGACAUCUGUGAGACUUUAUCAGAUUACGCAAGGAAGAAGCAGAGAGGUCUCUGCAUACUAAGCGCUAAUGGUUGCGUCACCAAUGUGACAUUAAGGCAGCCAGCUUCAUCAGGAGGUAUUGUGACAUUACACGGACGUUUCGAGAUCCUCUCAUUGCUUGGAUCAAUCUUGCCUCCUCCAGCACCGCUUGGGAUCACUGGUUUGACCAUUUACUUAGCCGGCCCUCAAGGACAGGUUGUUGGUGGAGGAGUGGUUGGUGGGCUAAUUGCAUCUGGUCCUGUUGUUCUCAUGGCUGCAUCUUUCAUGAACGCUGUGUUUGAUCGUCUUCCUCUGGAUGAUGAUGAAGCUGCUUCUAUGCAGAACCAGCAAUACUACCAGAAUGGAAGAUCCCGUCCCCUAGAUGACAUUCAUGGACUGCCUCAGAACCUACUCACUAAUGGAAACUCAGGUUCUGAUAUUUACUCUUGGGGAGCUGCGCAGCGUGCCAUGUCCAAACCUUAAUAUGACCUAUCUUAUCUCCCUGGUUCAUCAUAUCAAAGUACCAUAUAGUUUUACUAUCUAAUUUACUUUGGAAUCAAAGAUCAAACCAUGAGUUUGGUGAAAGAACUGAAAGUAAUCUUUC
Messenger RNA from Eruca vesicaria subsp. sativa (arugula), 1130 nucleotides. The record is from the annotation of a GenBank genome assembly. Lineage: Eukaryota; Viridiplantae; Streptophyta; Magnoliopsida; Brassicales; Brassicaceae.